This is a messenger RNA of Cyprinus carpio (common carp), 1022 nucleotides long. RefSeq names its product killer cell lectin-like receptor subfamily G member 1. The transcript is spliced from 7 exons. The coding region runs from base 367 to 993 and encodes 208 amino acids. Lineage: Eukaryota; Metazoa; Chordata; Actinopteri; Cypriniformes; Cyprinidae. The record is from RefSeq and is a predicted model, not a curated record.
UAACUGCUUAAGAGUACGCUGGCCACGAGCGAUGACAUAUUGUCGGACCUACACACAAAUUUCAUGAGGAAAGUUAACGUGCACGUUAUAAUCAGCACAGAAGUUUCGUCUGAAUUGAACAUGUUUCUACUUUCACAUGCAAAUGACUUGUUGCAUUUAUGAAUAUGAUAACAUACCGGCAUCGAUUCUAGUAGGUUAAAACGUAAUUCUGAAACGGGCUGUUUUGCCCUGACAUUAGGUGAAGCUUUGUGUGAACAAGCCACUGCUGCAGAGUGUGAGCAGCUCUCUCAAAACUGUCAAAGUGUGACUCCCACAGUUCAGAGCACUUCACUGCUUUUCUGCUGCACAUUUCUCUGUUUGACAAUAAUGGGCAACUAUGACAUGUCUGAUCAUAUUUAUGACAACACCAACUGGAUGAAAAAGGAUUCAUUUGGAAUUAGGAAAUCUGCCAAAAAGAAGCAAUGUAGACCUAUCUGUGCCAAGGUUCUUGCUGUUCUCCUCAUCCUGUCUCUGCUGGUUAAUGGAGUGCUGGCAUACUUGUAUGUCAAUAAAUAUAAAAAUGUGCUGUUGCAGUGCGAGCCAGGAACAAACUGCUCAAAUUCAGACCAUCAUCAAGGAACUCCGGGCUGCACAUAUGAUGAGGACUGGAGGUCAAUAACCUACUGCCCAGAUUUGCCAGAGCAGUGGUAUAAGGGCAACGGCAGAUUUUACAUUUUCUCCAGUCACAACAAGACCUGGAACUCCAGCAGAGAGUAUUGUCAGGAUCUGGGUGGAGAUCUGGUCAUUAUCGACAACACAGUGGAGAAGGAAUUUCUUGCUCAGAGACUAUGUGUUGCUGGUGAAUCUGAUCUCUACUGGGCUGGGAACAAGGAUGGGAACUGGUCAGAUCUGAAUCCCAAAUACAACUGUGCUGUUCUUAAAGGAAAUACACAAGAAAACAUUUAUUGCUUAAGAGAAGAGAAGAGCAUUUGUGAGAUCCCAUGCCUUCAAUAAACCUACAAUAAAUGACUUAUUUUUUUACA